This is a messenger RNA of Salpingoeca rosetta, 1105 nucleotides long. RefSeq lists its product as uncharacterized. Lineage: Eukaryota; Choanoflagellata; Craspedida; Salpingoecidae. The record is from RefSeq and is a predicted model, not a curated record. Bases 8 to 1075 code for a protein of 355 amino acids. The transcript is spliced from 3 exons.
GUUGAGGAUGAUGAUGGGGAGCGAUUCGAGACCAGACGAGCAGCAGCAGCAGCAGCAGCAUGGAGCGAAGGAAGUGGAGGUGGAGGGGGAAGCGGGUGUUGUAGUGAGGGGCAAUGAGGUUGGAAAGGGUGGGGCUGGUGGUGUGCACAGUGAAGAACAAGGGCAGCUGCCGCCAGCAUCGCCAAAUGAAGGAAGGCGAGACCAUCCUGAGGCAACGCCGCAAGCACAGGAUGCAGAGACCAGCGGCAUCAACGUGCUUGACGACGAUGGUGCAGAGGAGGGCUCGGGCUCGUUAUCGAUGCCAUCAUCGCCCAUGUCACUACAGAGCAACACGGUGACGUCGCGCAGCGUGGUGGACAGUUGGCCAAGCGAGCAACACUCGCACCACACCACCAGCACAGCAGCAACACUGUCAGGAGGCGUGGAGCCACAACACCACCAACAACACCACCAACAGCACCUACGCCGUCCACGGCAAACCCAAGGCGACAUGGGCAAGCGCGGCUCUAUACGGCGUGGCUCAAAGAAGCACUCGCGCCACCAUCUGGACCCAGACCUCCUGUUCCCGGACUUGCCGCGGGAGCGCCGGUCACCACUGCCGUCACUCAGCAAGACCGGUGGUGGCAAGCGGCGAAGCAGCAGCACAGGCGAUGCAGAGCUCGGUAGCCUGUCACCACACCGUGUGCUGCCUGGUAUUGGGUCAGCCCGAGGCCCAGAGCAACAACAACAACAGCGCCGCGGCACCUCGGCAACAGACCAACGGCCAAAGACAGCGGACUCGACGCGGCAACUGCGCCGACAUCGCACGGAGGAGGAGGAGGAGGAGGCUGCCAUGGCACCCGUGUUUCCCAGAUCAACGGACCACAGCCGAGCAGCACAGGACGAACACAACGAAGAAGACCACCAACCACAACCAGACCCACAGCAUCACGACCCACGGGAGAUGGCCGUGUAUCUGGAGCGCGCUGGCGUUCGCCGAACAGUGCAGAAACUCGUGGAGGAGCUGGUGCUGGCGCAGCCGGACGCUCCACUCGACUACAUGAUUGACCUGCUCGAGCGAGACUUGGCCGCAUAGACACACUCACUCACACACGCACACACACAC